GGCGACUGGAAUCAUGCAUUGUCAUAGCAACGAGCUUCAAACCAUUGUGGCCAGUCAGACUUCAAUGGACACUUGCGAUGCUAUCGGAAGAAGGGACACCCUCAUCUCACUCAAGUCGCGACUGAUCUUUUUUGAUCUCGGCCGACAAGCACUCCUCAUCUGACUUCACUAUGAAACUAAAGAGGUCAGGUAAGGCAGGCAUCAGCUGGCCUAUACAAGAGCGCUCGUCAGAUCCCGUUCUCGAGUUCUUCCCGCAAAACUCUAAUCUCUCCUGGCACUACAAUUGGAACAAGAACUAUGACUCGUUGUUACCAGAAACGAAGCCAGGAUUGACAAUCGAUGCCGAGUUCGUGCCCAUGAUUUUCGCCCCAGACUACCUGGACAAUGGUGUUGAGCUGCAAGACGGACAUCGAUUGGUGUUAGGCUUUAACGAGCCAGACCAUCACGACGCAUCAGUCGCUGUGCAAACUUCAGUCGAGACUGCCGUCGAGGCCUGGAUCAGGCUCGCAAGGGAUCGAAAGCCGGGGGUGAAACUCGCCUCGCCUGCGGUAGCCCACGAUAUCCAGUGGCUGGAGACCUUUUUCAAGCUCAUUCCACCAGAUACAAAGCCCGACUACCUCGCAAUCCAUGUCUACACAACGACCUUUGUCAACUUGCAGGAGCGAGUAGAGGUUUACUGGAAAACGUUUCACCUCCCCAUCAUCAUCACUGAAUUCGCGAUGACGAGCUUUUCUGGCGCUCCCCCUCCACGAGACGUACAGCAAGUGCACGACUUCAUGGGUCAGGCCACUAAGUGGCUCGAUGAGACGGUUUACAUCUACCGUUACGCAUGGUUCGGCGCAUGUCGGAACCCCGCGAACCUGCAUGGCGUUCAUCCUUUGAAUCGGCUGAUGGAUGAUGAUGGACGAUUGACCCCUCUAGGGCAUCAAUACGUCAGUUGUGGACACGCUUAAGAUGAGCAGAUCCGGAUCCUUUGAUACCAAGCCUUCCCAGCUCACCCGAACUCUCAUCCCUCGUGGACGUUACAAGGAGGGAACAAGCAAGGAGCUGAUCACGUUAGGGGUCAGAGCUCCCUCCAUUGAUCUACCCUUGAAACAGACAAAGGAUACUGAUCGUCGCUCUCAUGUAUGGGACCUAAUUGACAUCUCCUGGCAUGCUUGGGCAUAUAUCAUUCAAGCGCUUCUGAGGAUCUCAUUAAGUCACCCGUCGAAUCUAUCUGCAAUAGAGCUCUUUGCCUGACGGAUCCCCAACGACGCUGAGCGUCCACCUGUCUUGCUGACAUACGUUGCCCUCUCUAUCCAUUCGCUUACUGACCCGGCGAGCGAGCGAACGAUCAUCAUGACUCCCUUCGCUCCUGCUCUUGGGACGCUGCUUGUGCUAGCCUCG
Molecule: messenger RNA, 1386 nt
Organism: Kockovaella imperatae
Lineage: Eukaryota; Fungi; Basidiomycota; Tremellomycetes; Tremellales; Cuniculitremaceae
Exons: 12
Coding region: 171-953 (260 amino acids)
Biological process (GO): fungal-type cell wall polysaccharide metabolic process
Cellular component (GO): fungal-type cell wall
Source: RefSeq, a predicted model, not a curated record